AUGGAGGUCUUAUUUCAAGCGGUCGUUACGGGCAUCGCUCUUACAGUGCUCGGAUACACCGUCUCAGUCCUACGGCUAGCCUUCCACCCUGACCUCAGAAAGAUCCCAGGACCUUUCGUAUCACGUUUCACAACCUGGCCGUUGAAAAUCGAGGUGCUCAGGGGUCACCGAACAAAGUACAUCCACGAGCUUCACAGGCAGUACGGACCGUACGUCCGCAUUGCUCCCAGCGAGAUCUCCACGUCGUCUAUCGAAGCGCACAGACAGAUCCACAGAAUCAGCACCGAGUUCAUCAAAGCGCCCUGGUACCAAGGACAGACGCCGACGCAGAUUGACGACAAUACUUGUGGGGUGUUUGGCCUCAGAAACCAGAAGGUGGCUUCCGCGAGGCGAAGAUUGUUUCAGCAAGCUGGUACUAAGGCUGCGGUCGUACAAUGGGAACCUGUUGUCGUUGGACUCGUCAAGGCAGUGAUUGGGAAGAUCAAGCGUGACGCAUCUCAAGGCACGGCCGACGUUGCAAAGUGGUUCUCCCUCCUGACGUCCGACGUCCUCUCAUCCCUCGCUUUCGGGGAGCCUUUCCGCAUGGUCGAGAACGAAACCAAGUCUCAACUCAUCCACGACAUCGAGAGCGGAAUGAUCUUCAUCGGUGUCCGUCAAGAGUUGCCCUGGCUCUGGUACCUGAUCAUGUACUUGCCCAUCCCCAGCAUCGGAAGACCGAACGACAUCUUCAAACGCUUCGAUGUGUACGGCGAGACUGCCGUGAAGAAUACAAAAGCCGCGAAACCAGGAAGCGCAAAGACUCUUUUCUCGAAAAUGGUCCCUGAAGACGGGACCCAGAAAAUCCCCGAUUCCAUCGUCCGUCACGAAACCGCCAAUAUCAUCAUUGCUGGAUCAGAUACCACAGCUAUAGCGUUGACGUAUCUUGUAUACUCGGUCCUGAAGCACCCUAAUAUUCAUCAGAAGCUCGCCGCCGAGCUCGAGACAUGCUCAGAAGAUCCUUCCUGGGAAGAGUUGGAGUCUAAGCCUUACAUUAACAAUGUCAUCACUGAGACACUACGCCUGCAUGCCCCUGUACCGUCUAGCCUUCCUCGAGUUGCUUCCGAGGGAACGUUCCUCGGAGGGCAAUAUGCCAUACCAGGGUUUGCUGUUGUGGAUACCCAGGCGUAUACGUUCCAUCGGGAUCCUCGAGUAUUCCCCAACCCUGAACAGUUUGAUCCCGACCGCUGGUCACACGCUACGCCAGAGAUGAAAGAGCACUUCCAAGCCUUUGGUGGUACUAUCAGAACCUGCCUAGGCCAAAACGUCGCCCGCAUGGAACUCCUCCACGCCACCGCCCUCUUCUUCCGCGAACUCCCCAACGCCCGCCUCGCAGACUCCACCACAGCCGAAAGCAUGGACAUCAUCGACUUCUUUGUCAUCAAGCCCAAAGGCGGGAAAUGCGAAAUCACCACCAAAGACGUCUAG
Messenger RNA from Zasmidium cellare ATCC 36951, 1464 nucleotides. RefSeq lists its product as uncharacterized. The transcript is spliced from 4 exons. Bases 1 to 1464 code for a protein of 487 amino acids. Gene Ontology annotation, molecular function: monooxygenase activity; oxidoreductase activity, acting on paired donors, with incorporation or reduction of molecular oxygen; heme binding. NCBI's taxonomy places the organism in Eukaryota, Fungi, Ascomycota, Dothideomycetes, Mycosphaerellales, Mycosphaerellaceae. The record is from RefSeq and is a predicted model, not a curated record.